This is a messenger RNA of Melanotaenia boesemani (Boeseman's rainbowfish), 988 nucleotides long. RefSeq names its product calcium binding protein 5a (gene cabp5a). NCBI's taxonomy places the organism in Eukaryota, Metazoa, Chordata, Actinopteri, Atheriniformes, Melanotaeniidae. The transcript has 7 exons. The record is from RefSeq and is a predicted model, not a curated record. Gene Ontology annotation, molecular function: calcium ion binding. Bases 161 to 709 code for a protein of 182 amino acids.
GGCAGACGGGGGCUCUGCAUGCUGAGAGGCAAAGCUGUCUUGGCUGAAGAAGGACAGGUCUGAUUCUAGGAAGAAGAGCAAAAAAGAGAAGGAGGAGAAGAAAGAGCUCUCUGCACAGCAGGGGUCAGCUGCUGAGUGUCAACCAGAGGGCUCAUGUGCGAUGCGCUUGGCUGAUGAGCAGAAAUCACCAGAGGACGAAAUGAGUUUCGGUGCAGCGUGCAUUUUCCUGCGAGGGGGGAAAAAUAUUUCGAGAGAACUGGCUGACGAUGAGAUUGAUGAACUGCGUGAUGCUUUCAAUGAGUUUGACAAAGACAAGGAUGGGCUGAUCAGCUGUAAGGACCUUGGGAACCUGAUGAGGACAAUGGGUUACAUGCCCACUGAGAUGGAACUGAUUGAGCUCGGCCAAAAUAUUAAUAUGAACCUUGGUGGCAGAGUUGACUUUGAGGACUUUGUGGAACUUAUGGCCCCAAAGCUCCUGGCAGAGACAGCUGGGAUGAUUGGUGUAAAGGAACUCAAAGAUGCCUUUAAAGAGUUUGACAUGGAUGGAGAUGGAGAGAUUACAACAGAGGAGCUGCGGGCAGCCAUGACUAAGCUGAUGGGAGAACAAAUGAGCCGCAGAGAGAUCGAUGCUAUAGUGAAAGAAGCAGAUGACAAUGGAGACGGCACUGUAGACUUUGAGGAGUUCGUCCAAAUGAUGUCCCGUCAAUGAUGAUCAAGGACAACGCCAAUCAAAGUUUAUUUGCACCUUUACAAUCAUACAUUACUAUUGAUACUGUCUUCCUCUAAUACUCUCUGAUAGAUUGACUGUUACCAUUAAAAAUUUACUCUUAUGAAUUACUGAAAAGAAAAGAUCAAGCAGUUCUCAGAGGAUUUCAUUGCUAUGCAAAGAUUUAGUCAUGUAAUGACAUUUUUAUAAAUGCAAGAACUCAAAGACUCUGUAAAAGACUGGAAAUAUAUUGUGUUGUUGAUAUAUUGUAUAUAAGGCAAG